AUGGUGGUGGCAACUUUAUCCAGGAGUGGUGCUAGCUCAGCGGGUUUCUUUAUCAGCUCCGGUGCAUCGGCUUUACGAGUUGUGGUGAUCUCGUAUCUUCCUCUUAUCCGUUUACUUCAGUUCUGUUCAAAUAUGUCUUUGUUACGGUCUCUAUUUCAUUCACUCCGUUCGCUUCCUGCUACACGUAUCAAAGUGGUAGCAGAGCAAUUCCAGGUUGCUGGAGUGAAGACUUUUGGUUAUCCUCUCUUGUGA
Messenger RNA from Arabis nemorensis, 252 nucleotides. Lineage: Eukaryota; Viridiplantae; Streptophyta; Magnoliopsida; Brassicales; Brassicaceae. The record is from the annotation of a GenBank genome assembly.